AUGAGCUGGAGGAGGAGAGUCAAGCUGGAGUUUCCCCAGACAAACUGUCGGAACAGAGUAGCCUGGGCUACUUGGAAAUCUGAGCACAGCCAACACGUCUUGGAGCAGCUGAACCAGCAGCGGCAACUGGGACUUUUGUGCGACUGCACUUUUGUGGUGGACGGUGUUGACUUUAAGGCUCAUAAAGCAGUGCUGGCGGCCUGCAGCGAAUACUUCAAGAUGCUCUUCGUGGACCAGAAGGAUGUGGUGCACCUGGACAUCAGUAACGCGGCAGGCCUGGGGCAGGUGCUGGAGUUUAUGUACACAGCCAAGCUGAGCCUGAGCUCUGAGAAUGUGGACGAUGUGCUGGCUGUGGCCAGCUUCCUGCAGAUGCAGGACAUCAUCACGGCCUGUCACGCCCUCAAGUCCCUGGCUGAGCCGGCUGCCAGCCCUGGGGAGAAUAUGGAGGCCUCAGCUGCGGAAGUGGGGGACAGGAGAGCCAAAGAGGAGAAGGCUGCUGCCACUGCGCUGAACGAGCUGGACCCAGCUAGGAGCAGUCUGCCUGCGGGCCCAGGCCGGGAGCCCAAGGAGGAGCGUGGCGGCCAGGCCGAGAGCACGGGCAGUGGUGCAGAGCAGACGGAGAAGGCAGAUGCUCCUCGGGAGCCUGUGGAGCUCAAGCCGGACCCCACGAGUGGCAUGGCUGCUGCUGAGGCUGAGGCUGCCUUGUCAGAGAGCUCAGAGCAAGAAAUGGAGGUGGAGCCAGCCAGGAAGGGAGAAGAGGGAGAGGAGGAGGAGGGCGCCGCGCCCGCAGUGGUCAAGGAAGAGGGGCUGCCGCUGGAGAAGGGUGAGGCCCCGGAGGAGAGUGAGGAGUCGGCCAGCACGGACUCGGGCCAGGAGCUUGGCGCUGAGGCGCGAGGCCUGCGCUCGGGCACCUACGGCGACCGCACGGAGUCCAAGGCCUACGGCUCAGUCAUCCACAAGUGCGAGGACUGUGGGAAAGAGUUCACGCACACCGGGAACUUCAAGCGGCACAUCCGCAUCCACACGGGCGAGAAGCCGUUCUCGUGCCGGGAGUGCAGCAAAGCCUUCUCUGACCCGGCCGCCUGCAAGGCCCACGAGAAGACACACAGCCCGCUGAAGCCCUAUGGCUGCGAGGAGUGCGGCAAGAGCUACCGGCUCAUCAGCCUGCUGAACCUGCACAAGAAGCGGCACUCGGGCGAGGCUCGCUACCGCUGCGAGGACUGUGGCAAGCUCUUCACCACGUCGGGCAACCUCAAGCGGCACCAGCUGGUGCAUAGCGGCGAGAAGCCCUACCAGUGCGACUACUGCGGCCGUUCCUUCUCCGACCCCACGUCAAAGAUGCGCCACCUGGAGACGCACGACACCGACAAGGAGCACAAGUGCCCGCACUGCGACAAGAAGUUCAACCAGGUGGGGAAUCUGAAGGCCCACCUGAAGAUCCACAUCGCCGACGGGCCCCUCAAGUGCCGGGAGUGUGGAAAGCAGUUCACCACCUCAGGGAACCUGAAGCGGCACCUGCGGAUCCACAGCGGGGAGAAACCCUACGUGUGCGUCCACUGCCAGCGGCAGUUUGCUGACCCCGGCGCCUUGCAGCGGCACGUUCGCAUUCACACGGGUGAGAAGCCAUGCCAGUGCGUUAUGUGCGGCAAAGCCUUCACCCAGGCCAGCUCUCUCAUCGCCCAUGUGCGCCAGCACACCGGGGAGAAGCCCUACGUCUGUGAGCGCUGUGGCAAGAGAUUCGUCCAGUCCAGCCAGUUGGCCAAUCAUAUCCGCCACCAUGAUAAUAUUCGCCCCCACAAGUGUAGCGUGUGUAGUAAGGCCUUCGUGAACGUGGGGGACCUGUCUAAGCACAUCAUUAUCCACACUGGAGAGAAGCCCUACCUGUGUGACAAGUGUGGUCGUGGCUUUAAUCGGGUGGACAACCUUCGCUCCCAUGUGAAGACUGUGCACCAGGGCAAGGCCGGCAUCAAAAUCCUGGAGCCAGAGGAGGGCGGUGAGGUUAGUGUGGUCACUGUCGAUGACAUGGUCACGCUGGCCACCGAGGCACUGGCAGCAACAGCUGUCACGCAGCUCACAGUGGUGCCAGUAGGGGCAGCAGUUACUGCCGAUGAGACUGAAGUCCUUAAAGCCGAGAUCAGCAAAGCUGUGAAGCAAGUGCAGGAAGAAGAUCCCAACACCCACAUCCUCUAUGCCUGUGAUUCCUGUGGGGAUAAGUUCCUGGACGCCAAUAGCCUGGCCCAGCAUGUGCGGAUCCAUACAGCCCAGGCACUGGUCAUGUUCCAGACGGAUGCGGACUUCUACCAGCAGUAUGGGCCGGGUAGCACGUGGCCGGCUGGGCAGGUGCUGCAGGCCGGGGAGCUGGUUUUCCGCCCUCGGGACGGGGCCGAUGGGCAGCCUGCUCUGGCAGAGACAGCCCCCACCGCCCCUGAAUGUCCACCGCCUGCCGAGUGA
This is a messenger RNA of Rangifer tarandus platyrhynchus (Svalbard reindeer), 2451 nucleotides long. The record is from the annotation of a GenBank genome assembly. NCBI's taxonomy places the organism in Eukaryota, Metazoa, Chordata, Mammalia, Artiodactyla, Cervidae.